UCUUAUUACAAUUCCAAAAAAUAUUCAAAUAGUAAAAAACAAAUCGCAUUUAAUUUCCGUUUUCCAAAAAAUUUAUAUUUUGUUAUUUAUAUAUGAUCGCCGGCGAUGCCAACGGCGGUGAACGUAGCGAAGCAAUGCUUAACAACGGAAUCAUCCUACGCGCUAGAAGAAGCCGUGAACGUGGCGCGUCGACGAGGACACUCUCAAACGACGUCGCUUCACGCCGUCUCCGCUUUACUCUCUCUACCAACCUCCGUCUUACGCGACGCGUGCGCUCGUGUUCGAAACUCAGCUUACUCUCCUCGUCUCCAGUUCAAAGCUCUAGAUCUCUGCCUCAGCGUUUCCUUAGACCGGAUCCAAUCGGGUCAUCAACAGCCGGGGUCCGAUGACCCGCCCGUCUCGAACGCUCUCAUGGCUGCCAUAAAACGGUCUCAAGCUCACCAGCGUCGUCUCCCUGAGAGUUUCAGACUGUACCAAGAGAUGUCUCAGAGUAACCAGAACCCGAGCUCGCUCUCUUGCGUGAAGGUGGAGCUUCGUCAGCUGAUUCUCUCGAUCUUGGAUGAUCCGGUUGUGAGUCGGGUUUUCGGUGAAGCGGGUUUUCAGAGCUCCGAGUUAAAGCUCUCUAUUAUCCGACCAAUCCCUCACCUCUUCCGUUAUUCAUCUCCUCGUGGUCAGCAACAACAGCCUCUGUUCCUUUGUAACGUAACCGGAAAUCAUACCGAACCGGAAUUGAACCCGGUUCGAUGGGGUUUCACUAUUCCAAACCGGAAACUAACCGGAGAUUCUUCUGAUCACGGGAGGAUCAGUGAAGUUUUUACGAGGGAAAAAGGGAGGAAUCCGCUGCUUGUGGGUGUAUCGGCUUACGGUGUACUAACCGAUUUCUUAAACUCGCUCGAAAACCGAAGAGACUGUUUAACUGCGGUUAACAUCGGUUCAGAACUAUCCGACCAAAUAAAAGUCAAGUUCGAUAAAACGUUCAUCGACGUUAGGUUUCGCGAUCUAGGGAAAGUGGCGGAGCAAGGCUCAGGACCUGGUUUGGUCUUGAACUACGGGGACUUGAGGGUAUUCACCGACGGCGAAGGAAACGUGUCGGCGGCGGCGAGUUACAUCGUGAGCCGUGUUUCGGAGUUGUUGCGGAGAUGCGGGAGGAGAGUGUGGUUGAUCGGAGCGACGGGGAGCAACGACGUUUAUGAGAAGAUGGUGAGGAAGUUUCCGAACGUGGAGAAAGAUUGGGACCUGCAGUUACUCACCAUCACCACUACUCUUAGGUCUUGCUCGCCUCACCACAAAUCCAGUUUGAUGGGAUCGUUUGUUCCAUUCGGUGGAUUUUUCUCAACUCCUUGUGACCUGAAACUACCCUUCUCCGGUUUUAACAAGGAAAUCACCGGACCGGUUUCUUCCAUAUCCGACCAGACCCAAUCUACCUUGCCACCUUGGUUGCAGAUGACCACAAUAACCGAUUUACACCAAAAAUCUGAUCCCAAGACCAAAGAAGUGUUGGACUCAGUUUGUGGAAAUAAGUCGACGAGCAGUGCUUCUGCAUCAACCGGUUCAGCUAAAUCAGUCAUGACUGAUCUGAAUCUGAGGAUGUGUCAGGUCACCACAAGAUUUGGUCGAUCAGCGUCCUCCUCUUGUUUGGAUAAUCCAAGGGAUCUCAACGCAGAGAGCUUCAAGAUCAUAUACCAAAGAUUAACCAAUAGGGUUUCAGGGCAAGAUGAGGCUGCUAGGGUUAUCAGCUGCGCAUUGUCACAACCGCCUAAGACUAGCACCAGAAGAGAUGUUUGGCUCAAUUUGGUUGGGCCAGAUACCGUAGGCAAGAGGAGAAUGUCUCUUGUACUUGCUGAGAUUGUGUAUCAAAGUGAACACAGAUUCAUGCCCGUUGAUCUUGGUGUUGCGGAUCAUGGAGUGAGCGGUUGUGAUGAUGUGAUGCGGCGGAGAGGAAAGACAAUGGUGGAUCAUAUCUUUGAAGUGAUGUGUAGGAACCCUUUCUGCGUAGUGUUCCUUGAGAACAUUGACAAGGCUGAUGAGAAGCUGCAGGUAAGCUUGUCUAAGGCUAUUGAAACUGGAAAGUUCAUGGAUUCGCAUGGAAGAGAAGUUGGUAUAGGUAACACAACGUUUGUUAUGACCUCAUCUUCAGUAGAAGAUUCUGGAACAGUAGCCACUUAUUCUGAAGAGCAACUCUUGAGAGUAAAAGGCAGGCAAGUGGAGAUACGGAUUGAAACUGUGUCCUGUCAGAGCUCAGAGAAAAAGAGGAAGCUAGGUUUGGGAGAAACUGUGGAGACGGGUAAAAGGUUGAACAGAACAACUAAUGGAGUUCUUGAUCUGAACCUUCCGGCGCAAGAAACCGAAGCCCAUACUGAAGAUAACUCAAAGCUGUGGUUAGUGAAUUUAAAGAAACACGACAGUCUCAUUGAGGUUCCUUUUAAGCCUUUUGACUUCGAAGGAUUAGCAGAGAGAAUCAAAAAGAUAUUAAAAGAAACAUUUGCAAAGUGUGUGAGGUCAGAUUGUUUGCUGGAGAUUGACCCUAAGAUCAUGGAACGAUUACUAGCGGCUGUUUACUUCUCGGACAAUAGAAUAAAUAUUAUCAAAGAGUUGAUGGAGAAAGUAAUGGCUCAAGUGUUCUUGCAUGUUAAAGAAAGGUAUGAAAUCACUUCUGGUUGUGUGGUAAAACUGGUUGGUCGAGACCUUGACGUUUUGGGUGAGGAUGAAAUGGACUUGUUCCUUGUAAAAUCUCAGUAGGUUAAAGUGGUUAGCUGUGAAAUUUAUUUUGGGAAGUGUAUAAGAUAUGGUAGAGUUUAGUUAUAGGUUUUGUUGUCCUUUUGUGUUGCUAUACUAGUAUAAUGUGUGUUAUGAUGAUAUCAUAUAUAGUUGUGAGAGUGGGUCGUGUCCUUGUUUGUAUGUAUAAGUUUUCCUGUAAAUUAAGAGAUGUUUGCUUA
Messenger RNA from Raphanus sativus (radish), 2936 nucleotides. Its product is annotated as protein SMAX1-LIKE 8. The transcript is spliced from 3 exons. Lineage: Eukaryota; Viridiplantae; Streptophyta; Magnoliopsida; Brassicales; Brassicaceae. Gene Ontology annotation, molecular function: ATP hydrolysis activity; ATP binding. The record is from RefSeq and is a predicted model, not a curated record. The coding region runs from base 106 to 2739 and encodes 877 amino acids.